Messenger RNA from Nannizzia gypsea CBS 118893, 363 nucleotides. RefSeq lists its product as hypothetical. The transcript is spliced from 3 exons. Bases 1 to 363 code for a protein of 120 amino acids. The record is from RefSeq and is a predicted model, not a curated record. Lineage: Eukaryota; Fungi; Ascomycota; Eurotiomycetes; Onygenales; Arthrodermataceae.
AUGCCACAUUGGGGCAAUGGCUCUGAAGGCUAUCUCGAUAGUCCGCGCCUGGAUAAACCCGAUACGGCCAUGGACACCAAUGUCAUGGUGGUUGCGUUGCUGUUGAACCGUGGUCCUAAGCUAAUAGUCAUUCUCGUCGAGAAAGCUUGGGUCUCCGAGCUCUUAGUAACAAUACUUGACCCAUCGAGAGCUGUGUUCAUAACCUGUGUAAAGGUUGAGCUUCCAUUAAUGACCAUUUUGGUCCUGGUGGCGGCCAUUCUCACCAAAAACCAGGGAAGACACAGCGACAAUCACAGUAACCGGGAGAAGGAAGGUAUUGACGGGGCUUUCUCCCACAAGCAAUUGCCAGUAUCAAGGCAAUGA